This is a messenger RNA of Colletotrichum graminicola M1.001, 345 nucleotides long. RefSeq lists its product as uncharacterized. The record is from RefSeq and is a predicted model, not a curated record. The coding region runs from base 1 to 345 and encodes 114 amino acids. The transcript has a single exon. NCBI's taxonomy places the organism in Eukaryota, Fungi, Ascomycota, Sordariomycetes, Glomerellales, Glomerellaceae.
AUGCCUCCUGGCCGUCCCCGCCUGGACUUGGAGCCAUACAAAGAUGAGAUCAUCAGGGCGUUUGACCGGCGCGAAACCGUUGAGAGCAUGAUCAAGGGCCUCGCCGCCAAGGGCGUUGAAGUAAACGGCAAGACGUUCCAGCGCAGGAUGAGGGAAUGGGGACUCUAUCGCUAUGCGAAGACGCCCAAGAAGCAGAGCAGCACGGGCCGGACGAGCACCGUCGGCAGCAACCCGGGCAGCAUGGCGGCGUCCGUCACUCAACCGGCCCUGCAGCCUAUCACGCAACGAGACGAGAUUCCUGACUCCGUAAGUCUACUUCACCGUUUCCCGAUGAGGCAACUGUAA